CGGUAUUCGCUUCGUUGGUUGCUUUUUGAUCCUCGCUUGUUUGUGUAGUGUUUUUGUGCAAUAAAUAUUUACUGCUUGGAUAGCGAUUUACCACCGGCAAUUAGAAUGAAAUUGUGGCAAAAAUAGCGACUUACAUCGUUCCGUUGCAGUUUACUAGUGUUUUGCCUGGACUAGUGCAUUUUUAACAAUUAAUUCGAAUGACUUCAAUUCGAUCAGCAGCAAGGAACGAACGGGUCAGUAGCAUCCACUUUCUCUGCGUUCGUCGUUGCGGAAUGCGCUAGUGUGCGUUUUGUACAAUCGGUGUGUCGAUUUAAAGGUGCUUUCCCGAAAAAACAACUGUUGGUAGAACGUUCUAUUGUUUUUUUCUGUAAAGAGAUGUUAAAACAAGUGCGGAGAUUCUGAAUAUACGUAAAAAGUAAAGAUAUGAUUUCACAUUAAAACUUGAUCAGCAGUUUUAGUUUGUUGAACCGCAGAUAAUGACAGCUUUCUAUUCGAUCGAUGUGUUUAUGUGUGAGUGGUAAAUGUACGCGUCCAGCGGAAAGGAAUGCAGAUAUUGGGUAGAGAAACAACAUUGAGCAAAAUAACUGAACGGUCGAUGAUCACCCGCGGCAAGAGCAUAGGAGGUAGGAGAUGCAAAUACGCAAACUACGCUGAUUGGUGAAAUGGUUUUGACAUUGUUAUACUUUUCCAAUUUUCCUCGCUUCGGAAGGAACUUCCCAUACAUUCGUUGAAAGCGCUGUUUGAUUUUUGGAGAUUUUAGAUUUCCUUUGAUUGCUGGCAGAAUAUUGAACCAUGCACGGUCAUCGGAGGCGAAAGAAGAGGCCAAACUAUGGCAUCCGUUCGGUGGAGGUGAACAGAGGUCUUAACGGGUUUGGAUUUACGAUUUCCGGCCAGCAGCCAUGCAUACUGUCCUGUAUUGUGGCGAACUCCCCAGCCGAUCAGGCUGGACUGCGAGCUGGCGAUUUUCUGAUUUCAGUGAAUGGUAUGAACGUGUCAAGGUUGCCUCAUGAAGCUGUUGUGCAGCUGAUAGGAAACACCUACGGAGCGAUUAAAAUGGCCAUUGCGGAGAAUUACUAUUCGGAUAGCUCUGACGAGGACAUUUUAUUCCAGGGCAGUCAACAGCGGGCGAGACCAAAGUAUCCCCAUAAAACUAAAUGCAAUCGUUCGACGGUUAUGGGGAAGCAACCAAACAGUCUGGGUAAUAUGGUAACUUCGGCACCUGCAGAUUUAGUCGGAACAUGCGAAGAAGCCGCAUCAAUGGUUGUGAACGAUUCACCAACGGCGUACAAUGUUAUCUUGAGCCCAAAUGCCAGUAGCAGCUGUGAUAUCUCCAACGUCAGUGCGAUGGUGCGAUUAGUUCAACUUGGCCAGGAACAGAAUAAUGUCCAAGCAGGUCCAUCGCAGAUUCAGUCGACAAGGCAUGAUAUAUCACUGGAAUAUAAGGCAGUCGUUGGUUAUCUCGGUACAAUUGAAAUGCCUAAGCAAAUUGCCACCAGUUCCAAAUUGCAAACCGUCCGAAGUUGUAUCCGAAAGAUGCGACAAGAAAAACGCAAUCCCACAACUGUUCUAAUGACUAUACUUCCGUCCUGUUUAAACCUCAUCAACACAAGCAAUGCCAUUAUAGCAAAAUACUCAUCAGUUAGGUUGAGUUACGUGAGCAGUAGUAGCGAGAAUGAUAAUCGAUAUUUCGGUCUAGUCACAUCGGCUAUCUACGCCGAUGGCCUCAUGUGUGAGAACUCUGACAUUCUAAAUCAACGGAAGGACGUUGUGAUUUCGAACAGCUGUCAUGUUUUUGUUAUAGACUCGAAACUUAUUGAACACACGGUACAUUUCGAAAAAGCUGAAUUGUUGAAAAUCAUUUGCACCAAGGAUCCGAUCACUAAUCUCUGUCUGGAAUUUCCAGGUAGCUCGGAGUAUGUAGUUAAUUUAAUUCGAAGUAUGUAUAACCUGAAGGCUCCGAUCAAACCUGAAUGCUCAGCAGCGGGCAAACCACCUGUAGCUCGAAGUUUAAAUAUGGAUCAUGCCGUUCGCGUUUAUCCGAGAGUUCUGAAUGAUCCACGACUCAACCCGAGAGCGAUGGAAGAUCCUCACGAUAUGCUGGCCUCCAACUCUCCCCAGCCUAGCAAUCACAGCGAGAUAACGACUACUUCUAGUAACUCGGACUCGGGAAUUGGUUUUCAUAACGACUGCCGAAAUAUUUCGGAUCGCAUUUUGGUGGUUGACUUCCCUGGAAUACCCAAUCAGCAAAUUGGGAACGUUCGUGCUCACUUUCGGAAGUCACAUCCGUUUGGACUGCCUGGAAGACCGAUGGGGAUUAUAAAUGGUCUACCACCGAAGCUAGACCCUAUUAGGAACAUACGAUCGACACCCCACUCAGAAGCUAUUCCGCAAAUUUACCAUGGGAAAUCCAAAUCUGCCGACUAUAGCUAUUCGUUGACUGGUGGAAUUGAUCGAUUGACGGUUCGGGCACGUCCGGAUCCGAAAGCUUUCGUUUCUGACCGUUCUCCUUGUAAAGAAAACGCCUUGAACAAUCUGAACGCUCAGCCUUCACUGAAAUAUGAACAAAUAUACCCAGAUCUUUCCGAUUGUCAGCAAACAGACAGUAACUGGGUCACCGGUAAAACAGUAGACGACCACGGAAACGUUGUCCAAGAACGCCCCGUUGACGUGCCAAAGUUAGAGGAAGUGUUUAACGAUCUGGAACGAUACAACAGUGAGAACGUUAAGAAUAGCCUUCUGGCUUCUCGUUCGUGUGACGAUAUGAUUUUAUCGUUAGAAAAGGAAAGUUUUGAACCGAAAGUGCAGCUAUCGGUGGGUGAUUUGACCUUGAUGGAGAAACAGCCCCCGAUUGAAAAGGAACAUGUCUUCCUACAACCGACAAAACCGGUCAAACGGUCUAAAAAAGCUUGCACGCACCGCAGUAGCGGUAAGCAGAGUUGCACCGGAGCGGAUGACACGUCCGUGGAAUCCUCCUCCAAUCGAUCUUCACAACACGGAGGUGACAAACUGCUGUCGUACAAACUAAGUCCAAAGGUGUUCGGUUUGGCUCGGCCGAUGUCACUGAGCGUUGAAAAUAUUUCCAGCGUUUCAACCGGUGUCGGUGGGUUUGACAGUGAGAAAUCGCGGAAAGAAGAAACAGAGGAACUGCACUGCGAACGACGAAGUCGACCGGUGAAAAGGCUCAGUGGUGGGUUUUCCGCAAUUUGGGGUAGUUUGCAGGAAUUGAGAAGUGGUCAUGGGAAGCACGAUGAUACGGUAGCGGGUAUUGAGCGUAACGCCAAAGCAGCCAGGAAGCAGCACGAGCGACGUUUGAGUGGACUGAAACUGAUAGAAGGGACCUACAGUGAGCCGGAUCUACGGUAUGAUGAGGGCAAACAAAUCAACCACAAUGCAUCACCAUUCCGGCGUUGGGGACAAUCAUCGUUGCGGUCACGAUCAGGUGAUCAACGCACGCCCGGAUCGGCCCAUCGGAGGCCUUCGUCGUUGGCGGCAUCAGAGUCGGAUGUCUACACGAAGUCCAUCGACGAUGAUUACAGUUCCACAAAGAGCGGUUAUAAUCCGUAUGCAGAUGCCGCCAGUACGGCAACAACGGAUUCGGCACAGACCAGUGUGGGCGGCACGGGUGGAUCUACCGGUCCAACAGGUGUGGCAUCAUGGGGAACCACUUUCGAGAAAUUGCUUGAGGAUGCGGCAGGACUGCAUACUUUUUCCGAAUUUCUCAAAAAAGAGUUUUCGGCAGAAAACAUUUACUUCUGGACGGCUUGCGAGCGGUACCGACAGUUGGCCGAUCGAGACGAGCGCGCUAAGGAAGCACAAGCUAUCUUUGCUAAACAUUUAGAGUCUGGUUGCUGUGAACCGGUCAACGUAGAUUCGAUAGCGAGAAACAUUGCUCAGGAAAAUCUACCCCAAGCAGAGCAAACGUUAUUUGCAGCCGCUCAAAAACAAAUUUUCAACCUGAUGAAGUUUGAUAGCUACCAGCGAUUUAUCAAAUCAGACAUGUACCGAACUUGUCAAGAUGCGGAAGCCAAAGGGCACCCGUUGCCCUACCCGGGCGAACAGCUCGAUCCGAUGCUGAGGACCAGUUUCGUAGUGCAGGCAGCGAGCAAGCUAAAAAAAUCGCUUAGCAAUGCGGAGGAUCGCAGGAGAAAAUCACUGCUUCCUUGGCAUCGCAAGACGAGGUGUAAAUCCAAGGAUCGCGGUGAUUCAGAGUUGAAGAAAGAGAGCGGGAAGUCGUCGUUAUCGAAUGGAGGUGGGACCGGCGGUAGCAGUAAUACCUUGAAAGUGCUUUCAACGAAUUCCGCUAGUGAUAUCCAUAGUUCUAGAAGUUCCUUAGCAAGUUUUGAUGCCGCAAUCGGUAAGUCAUAUGACCUGGAUGAUAAUCGUAAUACUCUCUGCCGAGUGAUACUAUCCAACGGAGCAACGACGGUGGUUCAGACUCGCUCAAAUGAAACGAUCAAGGAACUGGUUGAACGCUUGCUUGAAAAGCGUGGCAUAGUGUAUAAUGCGUAUGAAGCGUUUCUUGCAGGAAACCAUAAACCACUCGAUCUUGACGGUCCGUCAUCUAGUCUCGCCGGAAGGGAGGUGAACAUUGAUCAGCGAGUAGUUUUUAAGCUAAGUUUGCCCAAUAGGAAAAUGAUUUCGGUUAAAAGUAAAGCCACGAAACCGCUCGGCGAUGUGUUGAGGCCAAUUCUGCUGAAAUACAACUAUGAGUUGGAUCAAAUGAAUGUAUACUCGAAAGAUGCCUAUCUCGAUAUGUCAUAUCCAGUUACCAGUGUAGAUGGAUUGUGGCUGCAGGUUCGCAAUGGAAAUGAGAAUGAAUUCCAUCAGGACUUAACGCGAACGAUUGCUUCUCGCUCUGAGCGAUCGCAAUCAAAUCAGGCACCACCACUUCCGAUUAUAGCUACAUCCCAGCAUCAGCAGAUCAUCAAUCAUUUUCAGCAGCAACUGCACUAUCAGCAGGCGCAGUCCCAACCACUAAGUUUUGCAGUACCUGCUGCUGUAAACAAUAUAUCGAAAAAACAAGCCCCACCAGUAUACAACUCCCAGUCCCACAGCAAUCAUAACAAUAUCAAUAACAACAACAACAAUCAGCUGAUGAAAAGCAAAGAAGAGCUGAGAGAGGAUAACAAGCAAGAACUGAACAUGCUGGAUGAGAUUACAAACAAAGUAUUUAACGAACUGAUGAACGGAAAGAUCGCCAACGGUAAGAUACCUGAGGAUUGUACUUCCGAUAGUUCUUCCACUCGGCGGGAUCGAUUUCGUCGGCGUGGUUCAAACGCACCAUCCGAGAGCGGCCGGGGAGCGAAAAGCAAAAAAUGUUCCACCGGUGGUUCUGAGGAUGGAGGGGACAGUGUAAAUAAUGGCGCAGCCAGCAAGAAGCCGAUCAUAGCGAAAUUGAAAGCAGGCGUUAAACUGCAAAUGCCAACACGAUCGCAGAAUGAUGAACUUCUGGAGGGACUAAAACGUGCUCAGCGAUCGCGACUGGAAGACCAGCGGGGUACCGAAAUCAACUUCGAAUUGCCGGACUUUCUAAAAGAUAAGGAAAAUUUCACUAGUGGUAGCGGUGGUACCUGUACUGGUAAUACAGCGUCAUCUACAGGAGCAGCUUUAUCCGCUAAAUUUGCCCGCAAAUUAGGCAAGCGGUCCGACUAUAUGACGAGCUCUUCUCUGGAGUUUCCGCUGAGUGCAAGCACAACCGGUGGUUCUCUGCAGCAAAUAAACAAACCACUUCCGGCGCCACGAUUAUCGAUUGCUAGCUCAAGGAGUUUAGCGACUGGCGGAAAUGGUAGCCCGACAUCUCCGUGUGGGCCCGUUCAUUCGGCGUCGAGCGAGAGUAAUUUGAACAAUCUCUCGAUCCGAUGCAAUCCUUCGCCGUUGACGCUGGAUGACAACGGGAAUGGUUCUCAGUCAGAAAACAGCUACGCAGAUAACGCGCUGGCUUUCACUCAAGGCACGGCUUCGCCUAAUUUAUCACCAUCAUCCCACACGAUUCAUCAGGCAACUAAUUUUCACCUGCCAUCUUUGUCCAACCAUGGAGAUUUAGCUCAUGACUCGGCUGCCAUCUCAGGAACUCACUCUGGCAAAGAUUGCUGCACCGAUGGCAAUAGCCAUCAUCGCCAUCACCAUCAUCACCACCAUCACACCGCUCCCACCUCGGGCAGUCACCACCACCACCAUCACCACCAUCAUCACCAUCAUAAUUUCUCGGCGAGUACCACGAGCGAGAGCGGAAGUAGCAGCAGUGGCAGCAGCUCUAGUGGCAGUAGCAGUAGUAGUAGCAGCGACGGAGACCAUCAGAAAGGUCCACCGCCGUUACCGCCAAAGCCGAAGAUUCUUCCCAUUAAGCCGUCCAACUGGGGUCAUACGACGGCUGCUUCAUCCCUAGGUAGCAGUAGUAGUGGUAGUAAUCAUAUGAGCACCAGCCUCUGCAAUCUUUCCUCCACCGCAUCCAAUGGGAACAGCGGAGUACAUGGUGGUAGUCAAAAGGGUUUUAGUGGCAGCACCAAUAAUCACAAUAGUAAUAAAGAAAGGCGAUUAUCUGGCCAGCCCCAGGAGCAGCACACCCAGAAGCAGUCGCAACAGCAAACCGCGAGAAGUGUAUAUUUGGAUCACGCUAGUAGCAGCUUUGUAUAAGAUUUUUAAAACCUUAGAGCAAUUUUAGUUAAUAGGCUGAAAAAAACUUUCAUAGAUUUUUUAUCCCGAAUAUCGCUUGUAAAGUGAUUUUUCACUUGUGUGUGUGAAUUAUUUCUUCAUUACUUGGAUUUAUUUAUUUCGCUGUCGACUGUGUAAUGUAUUAUGUUACAGCUUUGGUAAUUAAUGUAAGAAAAAAUUAUAUUCACAAUAUAGGCUUUUCUAAAAUAA
Molecule: messenger RNA, 6861 nt
Organism: Wyeomyia smithii (pitcher-plant mosquito)
Lineage: Eukaryota; Metazoa; Arthropoda; Insecta; Diptera; Culicidae
Gene: loco
Product: regulator of G-protein signaling loco
Exons: 6
Coding region: 793-6633 (1946 amino acids)
Biological process (GO): signal transduction
Molecular function (GO): GTPase activator activity; protein binding
Source: RefSeq, a predicted model, not a curated record